This is a messenger RNA of Conger conger (European conger), 2600 nucleotides long. RefSeq names its product transmembrane protein 184B-like. Gene Ontology annotation, biological process: transport. The record is from RefSeq and is a predicted model, not a curated record. Gene Ontology annotation, cellular component: early endosome membrane. Gene Ontology annotation, molecular function: transporter activity. The coding region runs from base 310 to 1596 and encodes 428 amino acids. NCBI's taxonomy places the organism in Eukaryota, Metazoa, Chordata, Actinopteri, Anguilliformes, Congridae. The transcript has 9 exons.
AAGCAUAUGUUAGCAUAUGUUACAUAUAGCAUCGUAGUAGUAGUUGUAGUACGACACAGUACCCUUCGACUUUCUUGCAAUUUUGCAUGUUCAUGUGUUUCGAAAACCUCUGAGACCUGCCAAUUUGCUAUGGACUUUAACCCCGUCGAAUUGCUAACCAGGAAGCGUUGAAUCAUUCUAGCCAGGCGAGUCUAUGAAAGGAAGCCGUUUCACCUAUGUCACCUAGUCAAUCCAGGAAAUGUAUAUCCGCUUUAUCAACUGGAAAUGUAGCCCUUUGGAAUAAUCGCUUGUCUACCUUCAUAAUUUGAUAUGACGGAGAUAAAAAGUUCUUUGGAAGAGAUGGUAAACCACAAUCUCCCCAGGGUGACUGGGGCUUCGGCAGAUGACAUUGCCUCUCAGCUCAUCUCGGCAGCGUUUCCCAGGGAUGUGAAUAUGAUGAAUCUGACCAUCGUUCGCUCUGGAAAUCGGACCAUCAUGAAGGGGGACCAGCUCUUCCUGAACACCACCACUGCGCAGGCCCUUUCGGGGAUCUUUGUCUGGUCAGCAUUGCUCAUCACCUGUCACCAGAUCUACAUGCACCUGCGUUCCUACACCAUGCCCAAUGAGCAGCGUUACAUCAUCCGGAUACUCUUCAUUGUUCCCAUCUUUGCCUUUGAUUCCUGGCUCAGUUUGCUGUUUAUCAGCAACGACCAGUAUUAUGUCUACUUUGACUCUGUGCGGGACUGCUAUGAAGCGUUUGUCAUUUACAACUUCCUUAGUCUGUCUUUUGAAUACCUGGGGGGGGAAAGUGCCAUCAUGUCUGAAAUUCGAGGAAGACCCAUUCAGUCAAGCUGUAUGUAUGGCACCUGUUGCCUGGUGGGAAUGAGCUACUCAAUCGGGUUUUUACGCUUCUGUAAACAGGCGACUCUGCAGUUCUGUGUUGUAAAGCCCAUCAUGGCUGUCUUCACCAUACUCUUGCAGGCCUUCGGCAAAUAUCACGACGGAGACUUCAGUGUUACGGGUGGAUACUUGUACAUUACCAUCAUCUACAACUUCUCUGUCAGCUUGGCCCUCUAUGCCCUCUUCCUCUUCUACUUCGCCACCAGUGACCUGCUGCGACCGUAUGAACCAGUGCUCAAGUUCCUCACUAUCAAAUCUGUCAUAUUCCUAUCUUUCUGGCAAGGUAUGGUGCUGGCGAUCUUGGAGCGCUGUGGGGUCAUACCCGAGGCCCUGUUCAUCGACGGGUACCGCGUAGGCGCUGGCACCGUGGCGGCUGGCUGGCAGAACUUCAUCAUCUGCAUUGAGAUGUUCUUCGCUGCCAUAGCGCUCCGCUACGCCUUCAGCUUCACCGUGUACCAGGAGAAGACGAGCGAAAUCCCAGACAACCCUGCCCCCAUGCAGAGCAUCUCCAGCGGGCUGAAGGAGACCAUGAACCCCCACGACAUGGUGCAGGAUGCCAUCCACAACUUCUCCCCCACCUACCAGCAGUACGCUCAGCAGUCCACCCAGGAGGUGGUCCAGCCCAACCAGAAUGGCAAGGUGGGCCUGGGGGCCGGCUCAAAGUGGUCCAAGAAGAACGACAAGAUCAUGCUCAUCAGCUCCGACGACGAGUUCUAGAGGCUGUCUCGGGUGUGCCGUGCCUGCGACUGAGGACGUAUUUUUCUUUUGUUGAACAGCUGGAUUGUUUGUUCUAUUGUUUGGUAAUUUUAGCUCGUAAUGUAUUUAAUUCAUGUGGUAAGACUGUUGGGUUUUUUGCGCCAAAUGAAGGUAACUGUAGGAAUUCAUGAAAUGGAAGCAAAAAAAAAAGAAAUCCCUGGGAUGAAAUGAACGGAAAAUGUGUUUUUUCGUCCAGGAGAAAAUGUAAAAAGUAGAUCAGAGCGGUUAUGCUUAACGGGCCUGGGAGAUUCCGGUAGGCCCGUUUUACAGAUCGACAUUUUCAAAUCUGAACGGUUGAUGCUUCGGUAACCCGGCAGCUACGGAAAACUACUCGCGUCUGAUCGAUGUUUUCAGGCGGUCCUAAAUCUAAAACGACAAAAAGCUUCAGCAGGCUGUGACCGGGACUCGCCUCCCGGUCGCUAACCGGAAAACAGAGGAAACCGCCCUGUGGCUGGGUGGGAAGCUUAUUGACAGCCCUGACUGUGCUGCCCUGCUGAACGGACCGGAUCACGUCCACCACCUCACAGACCGCCUCACUCCUCACCACAUGAGUCAGCCAAAGCAGUGACCUUUUAACAGAGCCUUGAUCCUGCGGCCAAAAGCAUUUAUCCUUUAAAGCUGCUGUUUAUGACAGACCACACCAGUUAUAUCUAGCCAUUCCAAAUGGCUGAGUGUCAGUAGGAUACGAACAUGAAGUUUGCUUAUUUUUUUGAAUAAACAAUGAAGCUGAUGGACUAAAUUAGUGCAAGAAUUCUCUAAAUCUGUGUACUUGAAUUGGUGUCAGUUGUAUUUCAAAUUAUGCAGAUACAGCUACCUGUUCUUCUUAAACUCAUUUUAAAAUGAUACAUUUAAAAAAAUGAUUGCAGUGUUCUGUAGGCUAUGCAAGGGCCAAUAUCUUCUGCUCAUUUCUAUUCAAUGGUCAGCAUUGAUUGAGGUUGAAUAAUAAACAUAUUUUUGCAUUUUUA